UGCGCGAGAGCCACCAUUUCGGUUUGUUUACUUCCGGUAUGGCGCUGAUGAAAUGAAAUGAAAAUGAAAACUCGCUAGUAAUAACAUGACGUGUAUAAAAGACAAGACACGCUUAUGGGGUAUAAUAAACGCUGUAAGAAACGUGUCGGGAGUUAUAACGGAUCACACCGGGCUACUUUAAAUUCUCGUUUACUUGGAGAAGUUACAGGGAGUCAGCUAACCAGCACCAAGUUCCAGCACUAACACACGAUGAGUAACAGACAGCGAGGAUUUAGUCUUGGUCUGCUCCUGCUGGCAUCUCAGGUGUUCCAGCUCGGCACGGACAACAUCCCUCCUGCUACACUAGCAACGCUCGGCCUUAAUGUCUACCUCUUCCUGUUUCCUGUUAAACCCAUCUUACAGACCUGUGUGAGCGUUCAGCAGGCGUACUGGCGUGGAGACUGGCAUCGUCUCCUGUUGUCCCCUUUCCACCACGUCGAUGACUGGCACCUCUACUUCAACAUGGUCUCCUUCCUCUGGAAGGGCAUCAAACUGGAGAGCAGACUCGGUACUGCCUGGUUCGCCUACCUCCUGUCCGUCUUCUCUCUGCUUACAGGAUUGAUGUAUCUUCUCCUGGAGGCGGGGCUAACGGAGCUCAUGGACGACUCGUCCUUCAGCAUGCAGUGUGCUGUAGGGUUUUCGGGUGUUCUGUUCGGGCUGAAAGUUGUGAAUAAUCAUUAUAACCCUGGCGGAGUCAAAUACAUCAUGGGCUUUCCUGUAGCCAACCGCUAUGUAUGCUGGGUGGAGCUAGUGCUCAUUCACAUCAUGAACCCGGGGACCUCAUUUAUUGGGCAUCUGUCUGGUAUUUUGGUGGGGCUUCUCUACACUACUGGACCCCUCAGGACACUAAUGCAGACAUGUGCAGGUUUUGUAGGUGGUCAUGGAAACUACGGCAGGCCUCGCACCUACUAUAACUCUUCAGGUUAUAGUGGAUAUCAAAUGCCCUACACUACAAACAGACGUCCCACCGACGGUCAGGGUUCCUAUUACAGAUCCGAGCCAUCGGCACCCCCCCAACACCCGUACACAGCCGGUCUGUCAGAGCAGGAGCAGUUCGAGGCAGCCCUUAUCGCCAGCCUGCAAGACCAAGGACAGCGUGCUCACAGCAGACCAUCGUAUGGGUUCAAGACUGAGCUCACCAUGGACGAAAUACGUCAACGCCGACUUCAGAGAUUGGACAGUUAAAAUAAAUAAGCAAAGACCUUUUAAAAGCUUUUAACCUAUAAAGAUAAAUGUUUACACCAGCCUUUCAUAUGGACAGGAGGGUUCUCUCAGGAUCGCUAAUAUGUCCCUGAUGCACGCUAGCAGUUCUGUUUACAGUAUCGAAGUGUGAGUUUUCUUACAAUGCACUGUAUUAACUGCAGAUCAAAGUUUGUUUAUAUGCAUUCAUAUAAGCCAUUGUAAAUUAGGUCAUGAUAAUCUUAAACAUCAGAAAUCUUAAUAAUUUGCACUAAGAAAUGGAAUAUAUCGCCACUGGAUUAACUAAGCUGUUUUGAUGAAAGUUUAUUUUUGUAAAUAAAUCCUACAUUUUGGAUCCACCUUAA
This is a messenger RNA of Hemibagrus wyckioides, 1583 nucleotides long. RefSeq names its product rhomboid domain containing 1 (gene rhbdd1). Gene Ontology annotation, cellular component: membrane. Lineage: Eukaryota; Metazoa; Chordata; Actinopteri; Siluriformes; Bagridae. The record is from RefSeq and is a predicted model, not a curated record. Bases 250 to 1224 code for a protein of 324 amino acids. The transcript has 8 exons. Gene Ontology annotation, molecular function: serine-type endopeptidase activity.